Perca fluviatilis (European perch) is the source of this 1257-nucleotide messenger RNA. Its product is annotated as L-rhamnose-binding lectin CSL3-like. Gene Ontology annotation, molecular function: carbohydrate binding. Lineage: Eukaryota; Metazoa; Chordata; Actinopteri; Perciformes; Percidae. The transcript has 9 exons. The record is from RefSeq and is a predicted model, not a curated record. The coding region runs from base 19 to 735 and encodes 238 amino acids.
UUGGGCCUCUUGGAAGGGAUGUUGAGACUGGGACUGGAUCCGGGGCCUUCUGCCAUCUUGAUUUCUCUCGAACGUCUUCACGGACUGGAGUUUUUAUCUGUCUUGGCUGCAACUUGGUGUUGGAUAUCAGAUGGACAACUCUAUGAUGUGGCAUGUCCUGGUGUAAACAGCCAGCUGCAAUGCCCUGAAGAACACGUGAUUGAAGUGCUGUCAGUGCAGCAUGGUGCGAAGAGCUCUGCUGACUGCACUGCCAGAAGCCAGCCUGCCGUGGUCUCAGACGAGAAGUGCAUACACAAAGACAUGAUAGGAUGGAUCAAGUUCAUCUGUGACAAACUGGAACAAUGCCGACUGCCCAAGCCCAAUAGGCAGAUGUUUGUGUGCGACUAUUCAGAAGAUACCUUCGUUCAGAUCACCUACAACUGUAACAAGAAAAGUGCUGAUGUGCGUACCACUGUUGUAUGUGAAGAUCAAGCUGGAGUGCUAGAGUGUGAAACAGGAGUCCUUAACAUCGUGAGGGCCAAUUUCGGGCGUUUGGACAUGAACACCUGCACCGACACUCCUUCGGACAUGACCUUCUGUGCAAGUCCCACAGCUGCGGGGAGAUUGAAAACAUUGUGUGUAUUGUGUGAGGGCAAACAAUCAUGCGACGGUAACGCCACCUCUGCCAAUCUGGGAGAACCUGCUCAGUGCGAUGAUCUUCCCAAGUAUCUGACUGUGGAUUAUGUUUGUCAGUGAUUGGAGAUUUGCGUCUGACAACAGUGUCCCAGGGAGGAGCGGUGACGUCCUAAUUGAUUUCAUCUAGGGCUGCGACUAACUAAUUGUUUUCAUGACUAUUGUUUCGAUUAAUCGAUUGGUUGUCUGGUCUAUAAAAUGUAGGAAAAUGGUGAAAAAAUUCAAUCCGUGUUUCCCCAAAGUCCAGUGUACGUCCUCCGGCCUUGUUUUGUCCACAACUCUAAAGAUAUUCAGUUGACUUGUCAUAGAGGAGAGAAGAAACUAGAAAAUAUUCAUAUUUGAGAAGCUGGAAUCAGAGAAUUUGUACUUUUUUAACAUAAAGAUGACUCAAACCGAACUAAUCAAUUAUCAAAAUAUUUGGCGAUUCAUUUGAUAGUCGACAACUAAUCGAUUCAUCCUUGCAGCUCUAAUUUCAUCCAAUGUAUCCAUUGGUUUUAUCCAAACGCAUAUAAAAAAACAAUGUGAUGAGAUGAAUUAUUAAAAGGGUACUGCUAAAGAUUGUGUUUUGGUCUUUUUUUUGUCACA